Molecule: messenger RNA, 1600 nt
Organism: Ostrea edulis (European flat oyster)
Lineage: Eukaryota; Metazoa; Mollusca; Bivalvia; Ostreida; Ostreidae
Product: E3 ubiquitin-protein ligase E3D-like
Exons: 8
Coding region: 126-1385 (419 amino acids)
Biological process (GO): proteasome-mediated ubiquitin-dependent protein catabolic process; protein monoubiquitination; protein polyubiquitination
Cellular component (GO): ubiquitin ligase complex; cytosol; nucleus
Molecular function (GO): cyclin binding; ubiquitin protein ligase activity; ubiquitin conjugating enzyme binding
Source: RefSeq, a predicted model, not a curated record
UUUUAAGUUCCCGUUACACAAACAUCACAUGCGACGAUAACUGAUAAGUUGAAUUGAUUUGAACAUAUUGUAUUGUCUAGAUGCGAGGAUCCUUGUAGUUGUAGAAGCCCAAGAAGGAAGGAAUUAUGGAGACAGGACUGAUAGAGUGUAAAGAAGUUAUACUUUUUGCAGAAUAUAAACAGACAAUGGGAUAUUUAAACAUUCAUCUUUAUUCUCAAAGGUUUUCAGAUAAGAUGUCUUGUGAAAAUUCAAUACACGUGGAAGGUAACAGAAUUUCUAUCGAAGAUGUUGUGUCCAGUGUGACUUUUGAAUUUAAAGACUUAAAGUUUGACCCAUCUACGUGCAGAACUUUACAGUACACUGGACAAGGGUCUGUGACGUUUACGUUGCAAGUGGAGAAACCCCCUAGUGAGAUUUUGUCUGUUUCACUAAGAAAUAAUGACCAGCAAGAACAUUUUGUCAAAGAAAUAAAAGCAAAUCAGAAUAGAUGUUACUGUAAAUUUUGCGGACAGAAGAUUCUGAAAGAUACAUGUCACUUUUUACGGGUCUUACCACUUCCAUCCGAGAAUUGGUCCGAUUUUUCGGACAUGUGGUUUUGUCAUGAUCAUAGCCAUGCGUCAAAUGAAGAAAGCCACGUGACUGAUCAGAAAUCCGCUGAAUUAAGACCAAAGUUGAAGGACUGUUUUGUCGCGGAGUCCUACUUUACUGUCUUGUUUGAACAGAUUAAGGAAGAAAGUGUUAUGAUUUUACGAGAUCACUGCAUCAGAUGUAGUCGAUGUAGAAAUUUACUUGGUGAGGUACAUCCGGAAAAAAAUGCAGGCGUGUCAAAAGGUGGAAAAGUGAUCAAGUUGCUAAGAACUUCUGCGCAUUUCAUAACGGAAUAUAACGCACCAACCACUUCAAAGAAAAUGGUAUUAAAUAGAGGCGAUGAAGCUGAGGAUAUGUUUGCUGGACUCCUUAUGGAACACAGUAAACUGUAUACGAGUUUUAGAUUGUAUAUAACUACCUCGACAGAAGGAAAGACGUUUGAUUGCUUAAUAUGGAUUAUAGACCCGAAAUUGUGGAUAUUUAAAGGAAAUGCUGAUUCCGGUUCCGAGAAUCUGACCGCCAUCGAUGUUGUCAAAGUUUUAUUCAGAGCUUUGCUGCCUUCAGGAGAAAAACAUAAGGAGGAAGAGGAGGAACGGAAUGACUGGAAGAAAGACAACUCUAUUCAUACCAUCUCUCUUCCUUACUCGAGUUGCUUAACGCUGCUAAAAAUACUGAUCGAGAAUUCCAAAUGUUUGCCUUCAAAAUGCAGAAAACAUGACAAGUUUCAUGUAGGCUAUUUGAAAUAUCUCCCGAGCGUGACCAAUGUGAAGACUUUGGAUACAUUUUGCAGAGAAUAAUGUUCAUCAACAUGGAUAUUCAGGGCUAUUCCUUCAUGGCUGAAACAAAAAGACUACAUGGAUACAGAUGGAUACAAAAUUGGAGUUAUAAAGAAAAGAAAAACAAAAACAAAUUACUUUUCGUAAAAUAUCUUCUAGUUUUGGUUUGAAACAAUGCAAUAUCAAUGUCAAAAAUGGAAGAAUAUUAAAAAUCAGUUUUACAUACAUACCUAAUC